CAGCUGCUCUCAUGAAUACCAUUAAUGGCAAACCCAACUACAUCAAGCGUGUGUCUUUAUGUUUCUUCUUCUAUUUGUAGCCACAAUCUUUGUAUCUCAGCACCAAAUAAAGAUCAUAAAGGAAAUGGCAGGCGUAGAAGCAGGGAAGGAGGAGGAGGCGACCGCUGUGAGAAUCACCGGAAAAAGCCACGUCAAGCCGGGAAAGUUGAUAGGAAGAAAAGAGUGUCAGUUGGUCACCUUUGAUCUCCCCUACCUGGCUUUCUAUUAUAACCAGAAGCUGUUGUUUUACAAGAACGACGGUUGUGGUGAGUUCGAGGACAAGGUUGAAAAGCUCAAGGAAGGGCUGAGGGUGGUGUUAGAGGAGUUUUAUCAGCUAGGAGGUAAGCUCGGGAAAGAUGACGAUGAGGUUCUUAGAGUUGAUUAUGACGAUGAUAUGGAUGGUGUUGAAGUGGUGGAAGCCGUGGCAGAGGGGAUUACCGUCGAUGAAUUGACGGGUGAUGAUGGUACGAGCUCAUUUAAGGAAUUGAUACCUUUUAAUGGCGUCUUGAACUUGGAGGGUCUUCACAGGCCUCUUUUGUCCAUACAGUUGACGAAGUUGAAAGAUGGUAUCGCAAUGGGGUGUGCUUUCAACCAUGCCGUCCUCGACGGAACCUCCACUUGGCAUUUUAUGAGCUCUUGGGCUCAAAUCUGUAACGGUACUUCGAGCUCCGUCGUUGUGCCGCCGUUUCUUGAUCGGACCAAAGCUCGAAACACCCGCGUGAAGCUCGACCUCAGUCCGGUCGUUUCUUGCAACGGCGACGACGCCACCAAACAAGGCCCGCCGGCGCCGCAGAUGAGGGAGAAACUCUUCCGUUUUUCCGAAGCCGCCGUCGAUAAGAUCAAAUCGAGAGCUAAUUCAACCCCACCACCGUCCGAUGGCUCUAAACCGUUCUCGACUUUCCAAUCUCUAGCUGUCCACAUUUGGCGACACGUAUCCCAAGCACGUAACCUCAAACCCGAAGACUACACGGUUUUUACUGUCUUCGCCGAUUGUCGUAAAAGGGUUGAUCCACCGAUGCCCGACAGUUACUUCGGAAACUUGAUUCAAGCCAUCUUCACCGCCACAGCGGCCGGGUUGUUAUUGGAAAACCCACCGUCAUUCGGAGCUUUAGUGAUACAAAAAGCUAUAGAAUCCCACGACGCUAAAGCCAUCGAUGAACGUAACAAGGCAUGGGAAGCAGCGCCGAAGAUUUUCCAGUUCAAAGACGCCGGUGUCAACUGUGUAGCGGUCGGAAGCUCACCGAGGUUUAAAGUUUACGAAGUGGAUUUCGGGUGGGGAAAGCCGGUAGGGGUGAGGAGUGGAUCCAACAACAGGUUCGAUGGAAUGGUGUAUUUGUAUCAAGGGAAGAGCGGUGGCCGGAGCAUUGACGUUGAAAUCACCAUGGAAGCUCAAGCUAUGGAGAAAUUGGAGAAGGAUAAAGAGUUUUUAAUGGAAGUAUAGUAUUUUGCAUGGAAGUAGGGUACUAUGAAAAUUGAAAUUGUGCUAAUUACCGUUUUAGGAUUUAUUUUGGUGUUUGUAAUAGUUUAAUAAUUCGUAUUUUUAAUGUUUUGUCUUUGGUCUGUGUUAUUAAUGGCAGUGCUGCAUGGUUUUGUCUUGUAUCGGUGAACAUCAUAAAACAGUGGUGUUCUAUGCAAUAAUUUAAUAAAAUUUAAGAGCAAAAUUUGCAGAAAAAA
Molecule: messenger RNA, 1713 nt
Organism: Gossypium raimondii (Peruvian cotton)
Lineage: Eukaryota; Viridiplantae; Streptophyta; Magnoliopsida; Malvales; Malvaceae
Product: BAHD acyltransferase DCR
Exons: 1
Coding region: 59-1480 (473 amino acids)
Source: RefSeq, a predicted model, not a curated record